Messenger RNA from Notechis scutatus (mainland tiger snake), 1292 nucleotides. The record is from RefSeq and is a predicted model, not a curated record. Lineage: Eukaryota; Metazoa; Chordata; Lepidosauria; Squamata; Elapidae.
AUGAACAUACAAACACGAAAGCUCCUAAUUUCUGUUUCCCUUUGUUUGUGUCAUUGCUUCCAGCAACCAGAUAAUAUAGUAUAUGUGAUGGAUGCCUCUAUUGGUCAAGCCUGUGAAGCUCAAGCAAAGGCUUUCAAAGAUAAAGUUGAUGUUGCUUCUGUAAUUGUGACAAAACUUGAUGGCCAUGCCAAGGGAGGUGGAGCAUUGAGUGCAGUUGCUGCAACUAAAAGUCCAAUCAUUUUUAUUGGAACUGGCGAACAUAUAGAUGAUUUUGAACCUUUUAAAACGCAGCCUUUUAUCAGUAAACUUCUUGGCAUGGGAGAUAUUGAAGGAUUGAUAGAUAAAGUCAAUGAGUUGAAAUUAGAUGACAAUGAGGCUCUCAUUGAGAAACUAAAACAUGGUCAAUUCACAUUGAGGGAUAUGUAUGAACAGUUCCAAAACAUCAUGAAAAUGGGGCCCUUCAGUCAAAUAUUGGGUAUGAUACCUGGUUUUGGAACAGAUUUCAUGAGUAAAGGCAAUGAACAGGAAUCAAUGGCACGGCUAAAAAAACUGAUGACCAUAAUGGACAGUAUGAAUGAUCAAGAACUAGAUAGUACAGAUGGAGCCAAAGUUUUCAGUAAGCAACCAGGAAGAAUCCAAAGAGUAGCAAGAGGUUCUGGUGUUUCAACUAGAGACGUUCAAGAACUCCUGACGCAGUACACAAAAUUUGCACAAAUGGUAAAAAAGAUGGGAGGCAUUAAAGGACUUUUUAAAGGAGGUGAUAUGUCAAAGAAUGUAAAUCCAUCCCAGAUGGCAAAACUGAACCAACAGAUGGCAAAGAUGAUGGAUCCUAGAGUUCUUCAUCAUAUGGGUGGCAUGGCAGGAUUGCAGUCAAUGAUGCGCCAGUUUCAACAGGGUGCUGCUGGAAAUAUAAAAGGCAUGAUGGGAUUCAAUAACAUGUAAAGGCGGCCUUAAUAAACUGACUUGAUUGACCAUUAUUUGCUGGAGUAUUUCUAAAAAGAAUGAGAGCUCCUUUUCUGCUGUGAAGAACUUUAAUGGAGCAUGAUACAAUUUGGAGACUUUCCAGUCUUUAGGUCUAGAAAGUGGUUCUAGUUUGACUUCAGUUUAUUGUUUCAGUUUUAAUAUUUUCUUGGACCUGUUUAAAAGUAAAUCAUGUAUAAAUUUAAUAUUUAGAGGAACUUUUUAAUUGUUUCAAAUGGCAACUGUUAUAUUUGUAAACAAUUCAGAUCUUUGGUCAAUACCAGUUUGUCACAAAUAUAUUGUAAAAUAAACUUACCUGGUUGUAAAUUUAA